Messenger RNA from Schistocerca piceifrons (Central American locust), 846 nucleotides. RefSeq lists its product as uncharacterized. Lineage: Eukaryota; Metazoa; Arthropoda; Insecta; Orthoptera; Acrididae. The transcript is spliced from 4 exons. Bases 1 to 846 code for a protein of 281 amino acids. Gene Ontology annotation, molecular function: nucleic acid binding. The record is from RefSeq and is a predicted model, not a curated record.
AUGGCAGUCAAGUAUUUCAAAUAUCUGUUAGAAGGUAGAGACUUUGUUAUUUAUAAUGAUCAUGCCCCUCUAACAUAUGCAUUCCAGCAGAAUGAGAAAUUUACAACAGAUUUGCGACGUAUUUCUGGUAAAGCAUACGUUGUGGCUGAUAACUUUUCAAGGCUUGAAGAAUUGGUUCCAACAGGAAAGCAAUUGUGGUGUGAUGUCCCGACAAAAAGUAUUCGACCUUGUAUUCCUGAACAAUUCCGUUAUGCUAUUUUUCAACAUUAUCAUAAUUGGGCUCAUCCAAGUAUCAAGACAACUGUAAAAAUGAUUACAUCAAGAUGUGUCAGGAUGAAUAUGAAAAAGGACAUUGCAAAUUGGUCACGAGCAGGUAAUGCUUGUCAAAAAAAAAACAACGUAUCACGACAUGUGGAUUCACCAAUAGGACACUUUCCCAACACUGAUGAACGUUUUAAAGUAAUUAAUCUGGAUUUGAUAGGGCCAAUGCCCCCUUCUGAUGAAUAUACGUAUUGCUUAACAUGCAUCGAUAGAGUAACGAACUGGGCAGAGCUACUUCAAGCACUAUCAAAAAGAUGUGGUUGUAAUCAAACUCAAACUACUGCAUAUCAUCCUCAAUCCAAUGCGAAAAUAGAAAAAUUUCAUCGCACACUUAAUGCAGCAAUCCGUUCACAUUCAACUACAAAAUGGACUCAAACAAUACCUGCAAUCCUUCUCGGUCUUCGUUACUCAAUCAGAGAAAACGCGAAUGCUACGAUAGCAGAAAUGGUUUAUGGUUUACCCAUCAAGAUACCUGGAGAUUUGUUUCAAGAAGUCGGAACAAAAAGGGAUUCAGACUUACCCUAG